Medicago truncatula (barrel medic) is the source of this 1287-nucleotide messenger RNA. RefSeq names its product probable aquaporin PIP1-2. Lineage: Eukaryota; Viridiplantae; Streptophyta; Magnoliopsida; Fabales; Fabaceae. Gene Ontology annotation, molecular function: channel activity. Gene Ontology annotation, biological process: transmembrane transport. Bases 217 to 1080 code for a protein of 287 amino acids. The transcript is spliced from 4 exons. Gene Ontology annotation, cellular component: membrane. The record is from RefSeq and is a predicted model, not a curated record.
UAAUUCUAGAAUGGUCCCUAUACAACUCAAAAGAUUGUCACACUCUACCCUAAAAAAAGUAAAGUUGUUACCGUUAUUAUUAGCCAGCAAAGCAAAUAAACAAUGAACUUUAACUUUUUCAAAUUCCCACACACUAAUAAUAUAAACUUCAACCAAGGACAGAACUCAGAAGUGAUUAGUUUUUGUUAGCUAAAAAAAGAGAGAGAGGGAAAAAGAAUGGAGAGGGAAGAAGAUGUUAAGGUUGGAGCAAACAAAUUCUCAGAAAAGAAUGCAUUGGGCACAGGAGCUCAGAGUGAUAGUAAGGACUACAAAGAAGCACCACCAGCACCUUUGUUUGAGCCAGGAGAGUUGAAGUCAUGGUCAUUUUAUAGAGCUGGGAUUGCUGAAUUUGUUGCAACUUUCUUGUUCCUUUACAUCACUGUCUUGACUGUGAUGGGUGUGAAUAGGUCACCCUCUAAAUGUGCCUCUGUUGGUAUUCAAGGAAUUGCUUGGGCUUUUGGUGGUAUGAUCUUUGCUCUUGUCUAUUGCACUGCUGGAAUUUCAGGUGGGCACAUAAAUCCAGCAGUGACAUUCGGUCUGUUUUUGGCUAGGAAGCUGUCCUUGACAAGAGCAGUAUUCUACAUAAUAAUGCAGUGUCUUGGAGCUAUCUGUGGUGCCGGCGUAGUGAAGGGCUUUGAAGGUAAUGCUCGUUAUGAGUUGUACAAAGGUGGAGCAAAUGUUGUGAAUCCUGGUUACACCAAGGGUGAUGGUCUUGGAGCUGAGAUUGUUGGUACUUUUGUUCUUGUCUACACUGUCUUCUCUGCCACUGAUGCCAAGAGAAAUGCAAGAGACUCUCACGUUCCGAUUUUGGCACCUCUUCCAAUUGGGUUUGCUGUGUUUUUGGUUCACUUGGCUACAAUUCCCAUUACUGGAACUGGCAUUAACCCAGCUAGGAGUCUUGGUGCUGCCAUAAUAUACAACAGAGACCAUGCUUGGAAUGACCACUGGAUUUUCUGGGUUGGACCUUUCAUUGGAGCUGCACUUGCUGCUUUAUAUCACCAGAUAGUGAUCCGAGCAAUUCCUUUCAAGGCAAGGGAUUAAUUAAUCCAUCAUCAUCGGCAUGUGUGUUUGUUUUUUUUGUGUCUAUUUUGACCAAAUCAUAUAUUCAUAUGUAUGUGUAAAUUAUUAUGAACUACUGUAUGUUAGUGCUUCAUGUUCGUGAACUGAACACAUUGAAUGGUCUGUGGAGUGUGGAGAUUCUUUCAUGUUGUUAUUUAUUAUGAGUUUUUCUUUUUUAUUUCUUCAAAA